This is a messenger RNA of Cercospora beticola, 1174 nucleotides long. RefSeq lists its product as uncharacterized. NCBI's taxonomy places the organism in Eukaryota, Fungi, Ascomycota, Dothideomycetes, Mycosphaerellales, Mycosphaerellaceae. The record is from RefSeq and is a predicted model, not a curated record.
CACGACUGCUGCAGGAUGCACACUGCCACCCACUAAGCCUCUCAGUUACACCGAAGGCAGACACCUUUUGUUCUGACCCAGCUUUUCCGAAACCUUGCUCUUCUUGAUGAGGUAGGUGUAGGUGUACUUUCUCGCCUGUUCGUUCUUCCAUGUCCCUUAUCGUCUCGAUCCCCAGCUUCACCUGCAUGGCAUCCCACAUGGGAGCUGGCGGAGCCGCUCAUCAACCUCCAGCUCCAGCUCCAACCCUCUCGACAAGACCUCUCCCAGGCCCAGCCGGAUAUCGUACUUCCUCGGAAGAAGAACAUCAACCUCCCCGCUCCGAGCCCGAAGACAUCUUCUACCAAAUCGACCAAGAAAUCAAAUUCAUCCAAGAAGAACUCUCCGCAGCGUUCGCCAAAACCAGACAAGAAUUCGAUGCCGCUAGCAAAGGACAGCAACAACAACAUCGUACCUCGACUUUCCCUCAACGCCAUAUAGAAGCUCUCUUCCACCUCAAACAAUUCUCUCCAAUUUUCCGAAAUGCCUACAAAGACCUUCUCUCUCGCCUUCCCAUCUCCAUCUCCCUCCGAUCUCGCAACGCCGAACUCGGCGUACCCAUGACUUCUCCCGUCGACAUGCCCAGCACACACUAUGCUCGUUUCCGAUGCGUUUACGCCGAUACAACAGCGAACAUUACCACGCAGCAGUGCGAGACCUGGACUUUCAAGCCGUAUGUGAUUGACACUUAUUUGCUCGGGUUGAGUAGGAUUUUGGGUGCUGCAGCGGAUACGAUGUUGGAGGGGAAUGAAUUGGAAGCGCAGUUGGCGGCGGGAUAUCGUCAGAUGUGUUGUUCGGGGCAUGAGGAUAAGUUGAAGGAAGAGCAGGCGAGUGUUUUUGCUGUGGCUAGUCGGCCGGUUGUGAUGAAGUGGAGGGAUGAUGUGCAGUUGUGGUGGUCUGUGGGGAAGAGGAGUUGUAUGGCUGCGAAGGGGAAAGGUGAGAAGGUCUGAGAAUGAUGGGGAGGUAUGGAUUUAAUGUUUUAUUUGGGGAUGAAGCAUUUUGUGAGCGUUUCGUUGGCGCAGGACGCUGAGAGGUGACAGACCUCGUAAUUUGAAGAUGCAAGUGAGAUUUCUGGAGAGCUGAGACACAGUAGAAUAGGAAGAAGGCUUUUGAAUUGGUGUGCUCUAUCAAUGCACAA